This is a messenger RNA of Octodon degus (degu), 2503 nucleotides long. It is a transcript of the gene Ap1ar, whose product is annotated as adaptor related protein complex 1 associated regulatory protein. Bases 32 to 937 code for a protein of 301 amino acids. Gene Ontology annotation, molecular function: AP-1 adaptor complex binding. Gene Ontology annotation, biological process: regulation of Arp2/3 complex-mediated actin nucleation; negative regulation of cell motility; negative regulation of substrate adhesion-dependent cell spreading. NCBI's taxonomy places the organism in Eukaryota, Metazoa, Chordata, Mammalia, Rodentia, Octodontidae. The record is from RefSeq and is a predicted model, not a curated record. The transcript has 11 exons.
AGGGGCGGAGGCGGCGGCCGGGCGGCAUGCGAUGGGGAACUGCUGCUGGACUCAGUGCUGCGGGCUACUCCGCAAGGAAGCGGGGCGGCUGCAGCGCGCAGGCGGCGGAGGAUCCAAGUAUUUUAGAACAUGCUCGAGGGGUGAGCACUUGACUAUAGAGUUUGAGAAUCUAGUAGAAAGUGAUGAAGGGGAGAGCCCAGGAAGCAGUCAUAGGCCUCUUACUGAGGAAGAAAUCGUUGACCUACGAGAGAGACAUUAUGAUUCUAUUGCUGAAAAGCAGAAAGAUCUUGAUAAGAAAAUCCAGAAAGAGUUAGCCUUACAAGAAGAGAAGUUAAGACUAGAAGAAGAAGCUUUAUACGCUGCACAGCGUGAAGCAGCCAGGGCAGCAAAGCAGCGAAAGCUCGCGGAGCAAGAAAGACAGAGAGGUGUGCAGCACUACCAUCCCUCCAGCAGCAGUGACCAUCAAAGUUCAGGACCAGAAGAUGACUUUGAAUCUUGUAUGAGAAAUAUAAAGUCACAGUAUGAAGUUUUUCGAAGUAGUAGACUCUCCUCAGAUGCCACAGUGUUAACACCAAAUACAGAAAGCAGCUGUGACUUAAUGACCAAAACGAAAUCCACCAGUGGAAAUGAUGACAACACGUCCUUAGACCUGGAGUGGGAAGAUGAAGAAGGAAUGAAUAGGAUGCUUCCUAUGAGAGAGCGUUCCAAGACAGAGGAGGACAUCCUCCGGGCAGCACUUAAGCACAGCAGCAGGAAGACUGGAAGUAACCCCGCUUCGGCCUCUGAUGACUCCAACGGGCUGGAGUGGGAGAACGAUUUUGUUAGUGCUGAGAUGGAUGACAACGGCAAUUCUGAGUAUUCUGGAUUCGUGAAUCCUGUAUUAGAAUUGUCUGAUUCUGGCAUCAAGCAGUCUGACACAGAUCAGCAGAUUCGAUAGUGUAAAAUUGUUUGAUCCUGUUCAUCAGUUUUGAGCAAAUGUUUAAAAAAAACAACAAGAAUGUAGCUGUGGCUUACUGAACCUUUUUGUAAGGGGCAGUGAGGAGCCACACUGUAAAUGCUUACUUGAUUAGGAAGAUGUAAGAGUGGUCGGAUAGACGUGAAUUGCUUCAGAAUUAAGUGCAAUUUUAUCAUCAGCCUUCUGCAUUUUAAGACCAAUUUAAUGAUUCUGUCAUGUUAUUAAUUAAAUUUCUAUUAACUCUUACGGCAUUCCUGUUCACUUGUAGGUUUCACAUUUUAAAAAUCUGCAUUAAUUUUACUUUGAAUGCUUUUCCACACCUAUUUCUGUAUCUCUGGUGAAAAUAUUGCAGUAUUUUCCAUGAAUUCUCAGCAGAUGUGAAGGGGGCAUGAGGAGGGGUUGUCAGGCUCAGACUUAGAGCAGUUCCCUUUUCCAGCAGUGUUUAUUCUAGGGCCACUCCGAAGUCCUUUAUCCAACAGGAAGCACAACUGAUUGGCGUUCCUGGCCUGAAGUGCUGCAGGAUCAAUUUCUAUUCUUCUACAUUUACUUUAUGAUGAUGUUGAUUCCGUCUAAACAAAAUAUAAAAACAAGCUUUCAGACUGUAGACAUUUUAGGUUGAUAAAUAAUAACUUAAAAUAGUAUUUAAGGAAAUAUGUUUAUGAUCUAUACUUAUACAUGCAACUAUAUUGCUUUUAAAUUUAUAUAUUAAGUUUUUAGGUUAUUACUUUUAUACUCAUUUCCAGUGUGUGAACUUAGAAAGAUUUUACACAAAACAUUUUUCUCUGAUUUAAGAAGGGAAACGUAAAAAAGGUAAUACGGGUAUUUAAAGUAAAUAAAAUCCUUUCUGGUGUGAAAGGCCCUGGUUUAUUAUACUUUUCUUUGCCUUGUAGUACAAGGUGCUUUGAUGCAAUGGAAAUAAGUGUAUAACUAUGUUUAACUGCAUUUUGUGACAGACAGUUCAGCCCUCUUUGGCCUAAAGUUUAUGCAUCAAUAUAAAAGCUGGGAUGUAAAGCCCCCGACCUGCUUUCCUGGAUUUUGCUGAGGACUGAGUAUGAUUUUAAUAAGCAAACUUUUUUCUCUUUUUCCUUAGUACUGCUUUUCUGUUCCUUCUUUUACAACAGUGACAGUGCAUGUUCUCAAAAGUACAGGAAGGUCCAGAAGUAAACAGUAAUGUGACGUUCCUGCUGUAUAAAAAAAAUCAUACGGCCCUUUCAAUAUUUGAACUGCUAGGCGAUGACAUCUAUAGUUUUAUGUUGUCCUUUUUUUAAUUUCAUAGAAAUAAAUAUGACACUUUAAUAUGUAAAUAUAGUAAUUAGCUGAUGCUGUUAUUUAUAUGUCUUAAGUUAUAGCUGUGUCACUGAAAAUGUUUAAAGGUACUUUCUUCACAUUGCCUGGGUUAAUGCUUUCUAAGGUUUAUAUAUAUCAGAUGUAUAUUUUUGGUUGGCAUAAGCUACUACUGUAAUUUUUUUGUUCAUAAAGAAUUUUCUGAUGGAAUGGUAACUUCUCAAGGAUUGUGAAUAAAUACAUUUUUACAUUUAAAAAUGUUAA